Penicillium diatomitis is the source of this 1434-nucleotide messenger RNA. It is a transcript of the gene ppt1, whose product is annotated as protein serine/threonine phosphatase PPT1. NCBI's taxonomy places the organism in Eukaryota, Fungi, Ascomycota, Eurotiomycetes, Eurotiales, Aspergillaceae. Gene Ontology annotation, molecular function: protein serine/threonine phosphatase activity; protein binding. The coding region runs from base 1 to 1434 and encodes 477 amino acids. The transcript is spliced from 5 exons. Gene Ontology annotation, cellular component: nucleus; cytosol. The record is from RefSeq and is a predicted model, not a curated record.
AUGGCUUCGGCACAAGAAGAGGCUAACGCCCUGAAGCUGAAAGGCAACAAGGCCUUCGCUGAGCACGACUGGCCCACGGCAGUGCAGUUUUACGAUCAAGCCAUUGAGAAAUACGACAAGGAGCCAUCCUUCUUCUCCAACAGGGCUCAGGCCCAAAUCAAACUCGAGGCCUUCGGCUUCGCCGUCGCCGACGCCACUGCGGCCUUGGAAUUGGACCCCAACUACGUCAAGGCGUACUGGAGAAGAGCCCUGGCCAAGACUGCCAUCCUCGACUAUAAGGGAGCCCUGCGCGACUUUAAGGCAGUGGUUCAGCGGGAACCCAACAACCAGAAUGCGAAGAUCAAGCUCGCGGAGUGUGAGAAGCUUGUGCGCCGUCUGAAUUUUGAGAAAGCGAUCGAAGUUUCCGACCCUCCUUCAGCAUUCGAGGGCCUGGAUAUCGAAGCAAUUAAUGUGGAGAGCGACUAUGAUGGCGUGCGACUGGGCAGCGAGAUGACUCAGGAAUUCAUCGAUGAUAUGAUUCAGCGGUUCAAGGAUGGCAAGAAGAUUCACCGCAAAUAUGUGUUCCAGAUCAUCAAGGCUGUGAAAGAAAUCGUCUAUAAUGAGCCAACCAUGGUGGAGGUUGGUGUUGAUGCGGGCAAGAAGUUGACAGUCUGUGGUGACACUCACGGUCAAUUCUUCGAUUUGCUCGAGAUCUUCCGUCGCAACGGAAGCCCAUCUGAGUCGCAUGCCUACCUCUUCAACGGUGACUUCGUUGACCGAGGCUCGUGGUCGUGCGAGAUUGCCUUGCUGCUUUACGCUUAUAAGUGGCUGCGUCCGAGCGGCUUGUUCCUCAACCGUGGUAACCACGAGACGGAUGACAUGAACAAGGUCUACGGUUUCGAGGGCGAGUGCAAGGCUAAGUAUAAUGAGCGUGUGUUCAAGGUCUUCUCCGAGUCAUUCUCUGCGCUUCCUUUGGCGACAUUGAUUGGCGAGAAGUAUCUUGUCCUACACGGUGGUCUGUUCUCAGACGAUAAGAUCACCUUGAACGAUAUUCGCAAGCUGAACCGCCACAACCAAAGGCAGCCCGGCCAACAAGGCUUGAUGAUGGAGAUGCUUUGGACUGACCCCCAGCCUCAGCCCGGCCGCGGGCCAAGUAAGCGUGGUGUUGGCCUUCAAUUCGGUCCCGAUAUUACCAAGCGUUUCUGCGAGAACAAUGGUCUCGAAGCCAUCAUUCGAUCGCAUGAGGUCCGCAUGGAGGGUUAUGAAGUUGAGCACGAUGGCCGGUGCAUCACUGUCUUCUCGGCGCCCAGAUACUGUGACUCAACGGAGAACAAGGGCGCCUAUAUCAACAUCGGACCCGAUCUCAAGCUCAACUAUGAAGUCUUUGAAGCAGUUCCUCACCCUGAUAUCAAGCCCAUGGCCUACGCCCAAAACUCGAUCUUAUCUUCUAUGUAA